AUGCCGAAUGAAUCUCGAUUUUACGUGGAGGUAAGCUGAAAUACGCAGGAAAGCGCUAAUAGCUAUUAGGUAUUAGGGACGUUAUAGCAACCAGCUAGAAAACUGUGCCAGCUUAACAGUACAGGUUUAUGAACGUUUUUGAUUUUCCUCUCCAUGUUUUCUCAUACACCUGAACUUUUCUACACUGCUGUUUGAGUAUGCUUAAAUUCACACACAAUCGGCUUAGGAUUUCGAGAACGUGUGUUUUCCGUCUACAUGCUGUAUGGUGUCACGGUUUCAUUUAUUACGCCCAUGUGCCUCAAUCCUUUUUAGUCAACUGCCACAAUCAAUUCUUAUUCCCUGAUCGUAUCUCGCCAGAGCAACAAGCUCUACUAGCCGACUUCAGCUCGGAACUUUCAGGACUUCACCCAAAACACUCUCCAAUGUACAAAAACUGACACUGUAGAGGGCUUUAUUUUACGUGAGUCUGCACAAAUAUUUACCUUUGCUGUUUUUAUCAUACUUUUUUGCUGCCCCUUUUUCGUAGGAAAAGCAACGUCCCUCACUGAGAGUUAAGUUAUCCCUGUGUCUAUUGUUUUUUUUUUGUAGUUUAAAUUUCUAUCUACACUACCAAGGGCACUAAAUGGCUCGAAUCCAUGAUGAAGAUGGUGUAACCGUUUGUCAGCAAAAAUAGUUAGUACACGUCCCUCUCUACCGACGACCCCCUAUCCGCAAAUCAUUGCAACUUUCUCUCUCUCUCUAUGCCAGCACGUCCCACGGCCUUCACCUGCAUAUGUCCACUACGCAGCUAUCCCGACUGGUUGUCUAUCGGACAUGUUGGCGUCAAUUUCCCAUUCAGACGGAACAUCCUGCCGUUGUAAAUCACCUUUCUUUAUGCCAUUUACCGUUUUUCUACAUACCGAACGCAUUUUUUGCAUACAUUUUGCACCUGUUUAUUGGUUCUUCCUUCUUACAUGAUGAGUACGAUGCGCGCCUCACUACCUUGUUCAGCCAGUCUUAGGUCAGUUAUCUUUAGAGCUUAUCGUCACGCCGUGUGUACUAUUCUCAACGUCUUCAGCCGCUACACCACCUGUCAGUUUAUUUGGGCAGCUGCUAAGGUCUGACCGCAUCAUUCGUUUGGGUCUCUCAGGGGGCUUAUCAUAGUUGUGUGGACCAGCAGCUGAAGAAGACGAAUAUAUAUCAAGAGCAUGGAACUGCCAAUAGCAAGUCGCAAUCAAAGAUAUGAAAAUAAUAAUGUAUCAGGCGGCAUAUUGGCUCCCAUAAUCUGUUAUUAUUGGAGGAAUGGUCGGCUGUUUCAUGUAAUCCGUUAUACACCGCUGCAUGCACGUUAGUCCUGCCCGCGUUUUUGUCUUAUCAUGAGCCACAGUUUUUUUUUCCUGUAAAGUAAAUCCAAUCAUUUUUUGAAUUCUUAAAUGGAGUUUUUUCCACUUCUCGUUCGUUAUCUUUUUCAAGGAACUACUUAUUCAGAAACUAUGAAUUACAUUUUGUACAGAUUCUGCCUACCUCAUCUAAAAUUCAUUUGAAUAUUCAUUUUUACUUGCUUUGCUGGGACCCCGAUGAAUCUGUAAAAAAAAAUAUUUAUUUAUGUGAUGAUGAUGAUGAUGAUGAUGAUGAUGAUGAUGAUGAUGAUGAUGAUGAUGAUGAUGAUGAUGAUGAUGAUGAUGAUGAUGAUGAUGAUGAUGAUGAUGAUGAUGAUGAUGAUGAUGAUGAUGAUGAUGAUGAUGAUGAUGAUGAUGAUGAUGAUGAUGCUGAUGAUGAUGAUGAUGAUGAUGAUGAUGAAUGGUCUUGUAUAGGCAUAUGA
Molecule: messenger RNA, 1801 nt
Organism: Spirometra erinaceieuropaei
Lineage: Eukaryota; Metazoa; Platyhelminthes; Cestoda; Diphyllobothriidea; Diphyllobothriidae
Source: the annotation of a GenBank genome assembly